This is a messenger RNA of Alosa alosa (allis shad), 6554 nucleotides long. RefSeq names its product signal-induced proliferation-associated 1-like protein 2. The record is from RefSeq and is a predicted model, not a curated record. Gene Ontology annotation, biological process: regulation of small GTPase mediated signal transduction; activation of GTPase activity. The transcript has 22 exons. The coding region runs from base 776 to 6133 and encodes 1785 amino acids. Gene Ontology annotation, molecular function: GTPase activator activity; protein binding. Lineage: Eukaryota; Metazoa; Chordata; Actinopteri; Clupeiformes; Clupeidae. Gene Ontology annotation, cellular component: cytoplasm.
UUCAGCUAAUUGGGCCUCAAUAGUUGCCAGACUUCUCUCCUCUCUAGCUCUCUCUUUCCCUCUCUCUCUCUCUCUCUCACUCCCACUUUCUAGCACUGGAACAGCAGCAGACAGAGGAGUGGAGGUUCUGUGCUCUCAAUGGGAUUUUAAAAAGCUAAGGUGCUGUUUUCCUGGUGAAAGAAGUUUUCCCUAAGCAGAGGUGUAACCGGCAUCAGCGCGGGUCAGCAGGACUUUUUUGGACUGCACAAGUGUUGGUUUUGGAAGGAGUUGCCUGCCUGUCUUGCUCUUUGGUUGCACUCAUUACCCAGUGGAAAUGGAUGGUGUGAACAUUCAGCUUCAGAGGACCGGUACUCACUGAGAUCCAUCUCCAGCUGUCGCCCGGAAUUAGCUGUGUGCCGUGAAAGGGGACCAGCCUCUGCUCAACUGCCAACCUCUGUCCUUCACACCCAAAUGCUGUGUGCCUGUCGUCGAGCCGGCCUUGUCUUGUGAGCUAUGGCCUUGUGUUGAAGGUCGGGCCUGCAUUCAGGGGCCUCUCCUGGUGCAACACUUCUCCUGCGGCCCCAACAAAGAGGCAUCCCUUCUUGCUCUCUCUCUCUCUCUCUCUCUCUCUCUCUCUCUCUCUCUCUCUCUCUCUCUCUCUCUCUCUCUCUCUCUCUCUCUCUCUCUCCCCUUAGGACCCAAAUGAUCAACUGCAGACAGUAUAAAUGAGAGAGGAGGAGUGGGUGUUUUUUGAGCGUCUUCAUGCGCUUGUGUUCCCGGCGUUUGCCAGCGGGAUAUGAGCGUUCUGGGCGCGAGGAAAGACGACGUGUUGAAUCAUCCACCUGCAGUAGCAGCAGCAGCGGCAGCAGCUGGAGGAACUCUAGACUCCCGUGAAGCCAUGCAGUCAGAGGAGCUCUUCAACAGGAAGCUGAAAUCCUUGAACGGCAGCAUGGGGCCUCCGGCCAACACCACGCAAAGCAAGUCCGAGGGGGGAGGCAAAGCCAACGGGACCACCCCCGCCAUGCCCAAGAUGGGGGUCCGAGCGAGGGUGACCGACUGGCCCCCGAGGAAGGAUGGAUGGGAUGGCCGGUCUGGUCCCAAUUAUGAAAGUGUCAUAAUGGCAUUUCAGAACGGGCAGCCAGACCAACGCAUGGAGAUGAGCGAGAUGGAGGAACCAACUCUGGACUCUGAUUACCCCGAGGCUAAGUACACGCUGAGUGACCUCCUGAGCCGCUCGCCUUUGAAGGGCCUCCACCCCAUCCGCCAGAGGAGCAACAGCGACGUGACUAUCAGCGACAUCGACUCGGAGGACCUGAUGGACCAGAAGGCCGUCAAUCCAAACACUGGCGCCUCGUUGCACCGAGAAUACGGCAGUACGUCCUCCAUCGACCGGCAAGGACUGUCUGGACUCUCUGGACUCACUGGUGAAGGCUUCUUCACCCUGCUGAGGGGCUACCGGGUGGACACCUUGGACCACCGCGGCAUGCCGCCCCUGGGUUUCCCAGAGCUCCUGCGCUGUGAGACGGCCCUUUCGCCCAGCCUGCAGACGGCGGCGCAGAUCGCCCGCGGGGAGAUCGUGCGCAUCUCCAACUACGACUACGUGGACAGCUCCUUGCUCUACAGUCGCGAGCGGGAGAAGUCCUUCAUGCGGCGCCUCAAGUCCGACUCGUCCGAGACGACAUCGCUGUUCCGUAAGCUGCGGACGAUUAAGAGCGAGCACGACGGCCUCCGACUCUUCAUGGAGGACGACCGGCGGCCAUUCAGCUUCCAAAAGUGCUUUGCCCACUACGAUGUUCAGAGUGUGCUGUUCAACGUCAGCGAGGCAUUGGCCAGCAGAGUCACCCUUGCCCAGAGGAAGAACAUGACGACCGGAGCCUCGGCCGCCUCACAGUACCAGGUCUCCGGAGGAAUGCCUGGGGCAGGAGGUGGAGGUGGAGGCGGGUUGGUUGGAGGAGGAGCUGGAGGCGGUGGUGGAGGAUUAGGAGCAGUUGCCUGCAGUAGCAUGAACACACCUGCGUCCUUCGAGUCCCCCCUGGGUAGUCGCGAGGACUUGAACCCCAAAGAGAACUUGGACGCGGACGAGGGCGACGGCAAAAGCAACGGACUAGUGCUCACCUGCCCUCACUUUCGCAACGAGGUCGGCGGUGAAGGGGAGAGACGGAUCUCCCUCUCUAGAGCCAACAGCACGACCUACAACAUCGGUGGCGAGAGCUGCUCGUUCGAGUCGUCCCUGAGCUCACACUGCACCAACGCUGGCGUCUCGGUCUUGGAGGUGCCCCGAGAGAACCAGCCCAUCCACCGGGAGAAAGUCAAACGCUACAUCAUUGAGCACAUCGACCUGGGAGCAUACUACUACCAUAAGUACUUUUAUGGGAGAGAGCACCAGAACUACUUUGGGGUGGAUGAGAAUCUUGGGCCUGUGGCUGUAAGCGUCCGCAGAGAAAAGCUGGAAGAUAACAAGGAGAGGGAGGCGAGUCAGUACAACUAUCGCAUCACCUUCCGGACCAGCCAGCUGACCACUCUUCGGGGAGCCAUCCUGGAAGACGCGGUGCCCUCCACCGCCCGGCACGGCACUGCCCGCGGCCUGCCAAUAAAGGAGGUUCUGGAGUAUGUAGUCCCUGAGCUGAACAUCCAGUGCCUGAGGUUGGCCCUCAACUCCCCCAAGGUCCCUGAGCAGCUCCUCAAAUUGGACGAACAGGGGCUGAGUUUCCAGCACAAGGUGGGUGUCCUGUACUGCAAGGCUGGCCAGAGCACAGAGGAGGAGAUGUACAACAACGAGAGCGCCGGACCGGCCCUGGACGAGUUCCUGGACCUGCUGGGCCACAGAGUGCGCCUCAAGGGUUUCACCAAGUACAGAGCCCAGCUGGACAACAAGACGGACUCCACGGGCACACACUCCCUCUACACCACCUACAAAGACUACGAGCUGAUGUUCCACGUCUCCACCCUUCUGCCCUACACCCCCAAUAACAAGCAGCAGCUGUUGAGGAAGAGGCACAUAGGAAACGACAUCGUCACUAUUGUUUUCCAAGAGCCUGGCUCCCUGCCUUUCACUCCCAAAAACAUUCGCUCCCACUUCCAGCAUGUGUUUGUCAUCGUCAAAGUCCACAACCCCUGCACAGAGAAUGUGUGCUACAGUGUGGCUGUGUCUCGAUCGAAAGAUGUGCCUCCCUUUGGUCCUCCCAUCCCCAAGGGCGUAACCUUCCCAAAGUCCGCCGUGUUCAGGGACUUCCUGCUUGCCAAGGUGAUCAACGGCGAGAACGCGGCGCACAAGUCGGAGAAGUUCCGCGCCAUGGCCACGCGCACACGGCAGGAGUACCUGAAGGACCUGGCGGAGAACUUUGUCAGCACGGCCACCGUAGACUCGGCCGUCAAGUUCAGCUUCAUCACCCUCGGCGCCAAGAAGAAGGAACGCAGCAAGCCGCGCAAGGACGCUCACCUGCACAGCGUGGGAGCCAUCACCUGGAGCGUGGUGGCCCGUGACUUUGGCCACUCGGCCGACGUGAGCUGCCUGCUGGGCGUCUCCAACGAGUUCAUCGUGCUCGUGGAGGAGGACUCCAAGAACGUGGUGUUCAACUGCUCCUGCCGCGACGUCAUCGGCUGGACGUCCAGCGUGGGCGCCGUCAAGGUGUUCUACGAGCGAGGCGAGUGUGUCAUGUUCUCAGCGCUCGAGCACUGCGCGGAGGACAUCCAGGAGAUUGUCCAGCGACUGGAGAUUGUGACGCGGGGUUGCGAGACCUCGGAGAUGACUCUGCGCCGGAACGGCCUGGGUCAGCUGGGUUUCCAUGUCAACUUUGAGGGCAUCGUGGCCGACGUGGAGCCCUUUGGCUUCGCCUGGAAAGCUGGCCUGCGACAGGGCAGCCGCCUGGUGGAGAUCUGCAAGGUGGCAGUGGCUACGCUCACCCACGAGCAGAUGAUCGACCUGCUCCGCACCUCCGUCACGGUGAAGGUGGUCAUCAUCCAGCCCUAUGACGACGGCACUCCCCGCAGGGGCUGUUCGGAGCUCUAUCGCAUCCCCAUGGUGGAGUAUAAGCUGGACAGCGAGGGCACACCCUGCGAGUAUAAGACGCCCUUCAAGCGAAACACCACCUGGCACCGUGUGCCCACACCGGCCAAUCAGGCAUUGCCCCGCGGGUCGCCCACCCAGGGCCCUGAGCGGCUGCAGUGUCAGCAGAUCCUGCAGCACACACAGUCCUCCGCCAUCCCACGAAGCACCUCUUUCGACAGAAAGCUGCCCGACGGGCCCAGGACCAUGCAGGACGUGGAGCACCCUCAGAUGGCCUCGUGUGGUAAGGGCGACCCCAGAGAGCACUACCGCAGCUCCCCCAGCAACCAGUCCUCCUCCAGCGACCCCGGGCCCAGCGGCAGCAGCACCUGGGCCCAGCAGCCAGGAUAUGAUGGGUGCCAGUCCCCAGUGCUUCACGAGCGUGCGGGCGAGGGGCAAGGCACGAUGGGAGAGGGAGAGGGCUUACGGGAAAGAGAGCACACACUGGAGCGGACCAGGUCUGCAGAGGCUAAAUGGCACAUCCCCUCCACCAAGAUCCUCAACUCCCUCAAAGAGAGGGGCAAGGACUCCCCCAACAAACUGAGUCGUACCGGCGACAAGAACUCCAGCCACUCCAGCAGCAACACGCUGUCCAGCAACGCGUCCUCCAGCACCAGCGACGACAAGCACUUUGGCUCGGGUGACCUCAUGGACCCCGAGAUGCUGGGCCUCACCUACAUCAAGGGCGCGUCCACCGACAGCGGCAUCGACACAGCGCCCUGCAUGCCCCCGCCCUCCUCCGGUGGGGCCGGGGUGCCGGGGGCAGGAGCGGCCGCAGGGGCAGGGGCAGCAGCAAGGGGCGCCUGUGCCCGCGUGGCCCUCCAAGGCAGGGGGCUGGAGCAGGGUCACCCGUCCUGGGCUGGAGGAGGAGAGGAGGGCGCAGCGUUGCCAGGCGAGGAGCACGGAGGGAAGCUGUACCUGCCCCAGGGCUACGCGGCCGCGCUCGUGGCGGGUCACGUGACCGACGGGAGCAUGGGGGACCUCAGCGAGCUGUCGUCCCACUCCAGUGGUUCCCACCACUCAGGCAGCCCCCGUGCGCGGGGAUCCCUGCACAGCGUCUCCCCCGACCUCCACAGGUCCCCCCUCCGUGCUGUGGGGCCCAGCCCGGGCCCCGGGGCCACCGCCACCGGACAGGAGGGCCACACGCACGCGCGCAGGAAACGCACCGAAGACAGGCCCAGCCUCACGGAGCCGCCCAGCCUGUCAGGGUGUGGUGGAGCUGAGAGUUUGCUAGCUUUUCUCCUUAAGACCCUAGCCGAGCGUUCCAGGCAGAUGUACGCCGCCGAGAUGGCCAGCAGGAUGCGGGAGAGUGAGCGAGGGAAGCUGCAGCCGGGCAUGUCCAAGGAGGAGUACCUGAAGAUGAUGGCGCUGCCGGACAGCCCGCCCGGCGAGGAUGGACACAGGAAGUCGUCUGCGUCCGGUAGUCUGUCCCCACGGCGUUCGCUCUACCGCACGCUGUCGGACGAGAGCGUGUGCAGCAGCAACAGGAAGGGCUCAUCCUACUCCAGCUCGCGCAGCUCCAUGCUGGACCAGGCGAUGCCCAGCGACAUCCUCUUCAGCUCCACGCCAGCCUACCACAGCACGCUGCCCCCCAGGAUGGGCAUCUGCCAGCCCAGCUCCAACCUCAGGAAUGAGUUCUGGUUCUCCGACGGCUCCCUCGCCGACCGCGCCAAAUUCACAGACCCGGGGCUCAUGCCCCUGCCAGAUGUGGCCUCCGACCUGGACUGGUCGCACCUGGUUGAUGCAGCACGAGCCUUCGAAGACCAGCGUGUGGCGUCCUUCUGCACCAUGACGGACAUGCAGCGGGCCGAGGCUUUGCAGAUCUCUCAGGAGUUGACCAGGAGGGUGGCCGCCGCUGAGGGAGCAGCACUGCAAGCAGGGGAAACCUCUCCUGCCACUCUGACAGGCAAAGUCAACCAGCUGGAGGUGAUUCUGAGGCAGCUGCAGUACGACCUGAGAAAGGAGAAGGAGGACAAAGCCAUCCUGCAGGAGGAGGUGCAGCACCUGAGGCAGGACAACAUGCGGCUGCAGGAGGAGAGCCAAACAGCUGCCGCCCAGCUGCGGAAGUUCACUGAGUGGUUCUUCAACACCAUUGACAAGAAGCCCUGAGCCACAACCCCCAACAACCCCCACACACACACACACACACACACACACACACACACACACACACACACCUCUAUUCAUCCCCUAGGACAGGGAAGAGGAACCUUUAGGGAGAACCGCUGAAGGAACCCUUGAAAGUAGACAUCACUUUUAUAGAGAAAGAAAAAGGCCUCAAGGCCAAGUCGGGGUCUCACAGGCACUCAGCUACCCCUCUCCCCCAAACACACACACACACACACACACACACCACCAUCAUUAUACCAGAGGAACUGUCUGCUCAGAGAGAUCUUGAGACGUGCUGAGGGAAAACUGCCUGUGUGUGUGUGUGUGUGUGUGUGUGCCUUUGUGUGCUCACAAGUUGUGUGUAUGUGUGUGUAUGUGUGUCUGCGUCUGUGUCUGUGUGUGUGUGUGUGUGUCUGUGUCU